Aphanomyces astaci is the source of this 825-nucleotide messenger RNA. RefSeq lists its product as hypothetical. The record is from RefSeq and is a predicted model, not a curated record. The transcript has 2 exons. Bases 1 to 825 code for a protein of 274 amino acids. NCBI's taxonomy places the organism in Eukaryota, Oomycota, Saprolegniomycetes, Saprolegniales, Verrucalvaceae.
AUGAGCGAGUAUGGCGAGUCGUUCGAAGAGUUUGUAGACGAAGAGUCCAUCGGGGAUGCCGACGACAACACGAUGCGUCGCAGUCGCUCCAGGUCUCCUUCGCGACCGCUAAAGCCACUGGCGGUGCCAGCGAUCCACGAGAGUUCGUACGAAGACGAGUCGUUCGAAGCUGCCACCAGCACUAGCCCGUCCAAAGCAGCGACGACGACCCACAUCGCUACACAUCUACAGCCUGUAGACGCACUCGUGAAAUUUCCACUGGGCUCCGUCGUGGAGGUGUAUUGGCCAGAUGAAAAGGAAUGGUUCACAGGCGCCGUUCGACACUAUGACACGACCCAUGGGUAUUUCGUACAGUAUGCAGAUGGCGACGAGCAAUGGGAGGACGAAAGUGCCAUGCGGUGGCCUCCACAGAACGAGUCAUUGAACGACCAUCUUCCUCAAGCUCCUCCGGACAGUUCUACGAUCCUGCCCCCUCCAGCUCUCAAUUAUCGCAUUCUCGUCCCUAGAGCGUACACAGCCCUAGCACACCAUCCGUCGACGAUCAAGGUGGCUCGACCGUACACAAGCGUGGCGACUCAUCCAACCGUGUCCAGCAUGUACGUGACGCCACGCAAGUUUACGUCAGCGAUGGAAGCUUGCAUCGAGUGCAAAGCUCGUUGCGGCUGGGCGCACGAGACCAUCAAAUGGGGCAACAUCGGUUCAACCUCCACUUUGUCAACGGGUACAUCGAUCUAUGGUCAGCAUCCGUCAGAUCAUCGGUUCCUUCAGCCGAAUGUCAUGGAGCAGGAGACACAGACACAUGCAUGCAGCAGGGGAUCUCAAUGA